AACAAGCUACGGCUCUGUUCCUUAAUAAACAAUUAACAAAGGAAAUUAUACACUGAAUGUGGGGUUUGUUUUAAGUUAUUCCAUUCCAUAAAAAGAAAAAGUUAAAAAGUUACAAUGAAUGGGAUGGGCAAAACUUACGCAGUUCCCAACAAAUAGGCCGUAUAAUGAUGAAACUUAAAAGAUGAUGCCGGUUUCCAACGAAUAGGAAAUUUUACUUCAUAUCCCUACACUUAUAUUAAUAUUCCUACAAUUUUUUAAAAAUAUCAAUUUUAUCCUUAAUUGUUUUGAACCAGUUUAUCAUUUCAUUUUUAACCAUUCAAUUGAGAGUUUCAAAAAUUACACUUUUCAGCCUCGUACCAGAAUUCCUUGAAAAAGAUAUCUGAUAUGUAUUUUUUUCAAACCAGAAGACUUUGUGAAAGACAUUCGGAACACUGCAAACAGUAUACUAGAAGAGUUAUCUAAAGAGUUCCGGUUCUUUUUGAAAAAAUUUUUUUUGGAACACUUAUCAUAUAUGUUCCGAUUAACAAAGUGACAUAUACCAGAACUCUUCCUUGAAGACUUCCGGUAUUAUAUUUCUGUAAUCCGGAACUCUUCGUUGAAGACUUUCGGUUUGCAUUUUUAAUUUUUUUUUAUUGUGCAGGAAUGAAAAAUCUUUCCCAAAUAUGUGUAGAUACUUCUGAUGCGUUUUUAACCACUCAAAUAUUUGGUACACGAAAAGAGGUGAUCAUAUGGAUUAAAGAGGUUGGAAUCGAUAAUAAAGUAACCGUUAUUAUCACUCAUUCAGAUACUGAAACAAGAAAGAGAGAGAAGUAACAAAUUAAUAUUUGGUUGUGAUAAAGGUGGGAAACACAAGGAUACUGAUAGUGGAUAACACCUAUUGUGUUAGUUAUGGAUAACACCUACAAGACAAAUAAAUAUAGACAACCUUUGUUUGAAAUUGUUGGCAUGACAUCAACCGAGUUGACUUUUGCUGUCGCAUUUGUGUAUAUGGAGUCUGAGCAGACAGAGAAUUUUUGCUGGGUAUUGGAGAAACUUAAAGAAUUGUUUGUGAAGAAAUGUUUGUGUCCACAAGUGAUUUUGACAGAUAGAGAUCUUUCUUUGAUGAAAGCAAUUGAAAUUGUGCUUCCCAGUUCGAUUAAUUUGCUAUGUAGAUUUCACAUUAACAAAAAUGUUGGUGCAAAAUGCAAACAAUAUGUGGUGAAUGACAUGCAAAAGACGAUAGACACAUUAUGGAUGGAAGUUGUUUGGGCUAGUGAUGAGAUUGAGUAUGGCCAACGGUUGCAUCAACUUGAGCAGGCAUGUGUUGAUUAUAGUGGAUUUAUUAAUUAUGUGAAAGAUACAUGGUUGACUCCACAUAGACAGAGAUUUGUUGGAGCAUGAAUUAAUCGAGUGCUACAUUUGGGUAACACGACGACUAAUCGGUACGUGUUAUAAUUUUUACUAUGUAUUUUUUUUAUAUGUGAUAUUUUUAAUAUUUUCAAUAUGUUAUUUUUAGGAUUGAAUCUGCUCAUUAGAAGUUAAAACAAAUGUUAGGAAACAAUAUAGGUGACAUGGUCAAAUGUUGGAAAGCUAUGAAUAACAACUUGAGGUUACAACUGGGCAACAUUAUAGCUUUUUUUCAAAAAAGUUUUUACGAAGUUGAGCACGCGCACAUAAGUCCAUUUUCGAAGAAGUUAAAAUUGUCAAAGAAGCAACCACAAUCAAAGAAACAUUUCACUCUUCAAUUUCCUAAUCAUAUUAGGACAUACAUUGAAGAUGUAGUCAAUGUUAUAUCAGAUGGUAAUUGUGGAUUUAGAGUCAUUGCAUCAUUGCAUGGAUAUGGCGAGGAUGGUUGGUCAAUGGUUCGCCGAGACUUGGAGUUGGAAAUAAUAGACAAGGAUAGGUCAACGUUGUAUGACAAGUUAUUUUGUAAUCGGUUGGCAGAAGUGAGAGAAUCUUUGAUGAUAAAAUCCUUUGGUUCACAACCAUCAGAAAAAUGGUUGACUCUACCAGAUAUAGGUUACUUGAUAGCGAAUCGCUAUAAUGUUGUACUUGUCUGUUUAGGAAAUCCGUGCAUGACUUUCUUUCCUAUGACAAGUUCACAUUCACCAAAUGUCUCCAUUUAUUGCAUUGGUUUUGUUAACCAAAAUCAUUGGGUUCAGGUUAACAUGAAAGAGGGGUUUCCGUUGCCACCGGUCACAUUAGAUUGGAAGAAGUUUCGUUGUCAAACAGCAACGUCUUGCAUGUUAGGAUUUACAGGACGUCUACAACAUUGACAAUUACUUACGCCUAUUUUAGCAUGAAUAUGUAAUCAAAAAAUGAAUAUUAUAUUAUGUCUAUUUUAUUACAUUCAGUUCUAAAAGUUAAUACAUAUAUCAAUGUGAACGAGAAAUAUGCAAAGCUUCAAAUAAAUCAGCAAACUGCGGAUCUUCCUCUUCGGCAUUAACCUGUCUCAGAUAACGAUGAAUCAAUGUAGAUACACGAGCCCGAUUAGGAUCAGAUGGUCCUGCAUCGUAAAUAUGAACUGUCACCUCUCUUGGUUCGUCACGAUGGGGAAGGACCAAACGUGGA
Lathyrus oleraceus (garden pea) is the source of this 2550-nucleotide messenger RNA. RefSeq lists its product as uncharacterized. NCBI's taxonomy places the organism in Eukaryota, Viridiplantae, Streptophyta, Magnoliopsida, Fabales, Fabaceae. The record is from RefSeq and is a predicted model, not a curated record. The coding region runs from base 1527 to 2255 and encodes 242 amino acids. The transcript has 2 exons.